Pelodiscus sinensis (Chinese soft-shelled turtle) is the source of this 1905-nucleotide messenger RNA. Lineage: Eukaryota; Metazoa; Chordata; Testudines; Trionychidae. The record is from RefSeq and is a predicted model, not a curated record.
GUGAGCGCUGCUGGGGAGGACUGCGAGGCCUCGCCGCCCAGCUCCGGGCUCUAGGGGGCACCGCGCAGCCCCCCCUUGCCUGGACAAUGCCGAUCCUGAAGCAGCUCGUCUCCAACACAGCCCACUCCAAGCGGCGCUCGCGGGCCGACCUGACGGCCGAGAUGAUCAGCGCCCCGCUGGGCGACUUCCGCCACACCAUGCACGUGGGCCGCGCGGGGGACGCUUUCGGGGACACCUCCUUCCUCAACAGCAAGGCCGGCGAGCCGGAGCCCCCCGCGGAGUCGGGCUCCUCCAAGCCCGGCUUGUUCCGCCCGCAGCCGGUCACCCGCGGCGACCGGCGGGACAUGCUGGGCUCCCUGAGGGACUCGGCCAUCUUCGUGAAGAACGCCGUCUCCCUGCCUCAGCUCAACGAGAAGGAGGCGGACAAAAGCGCCGGGAAGCUGCCCAAGAGCCUCUCCUCCAGCCCCGUGAAGAAAGCCCCGGAGGAGGCGGCGGCCCCGGAGCAGACGCUGCGUGCCAACGGUGCCGCCGCCCGGCCCCAGAGCCCCAGCCUGGACGAGCGCGAUUUCGGGGACCUCACGGAGCUGCCCGUCGUGGUGCCGAAGAGCAGCUAUGGCAUGAAACAUGCCGAGUCCAUCAUGUCCUUCCACAUCGACCUGGGGCCCUCCAUGCUGGGGGAUGUGCUGAGCAUCAUGGACAAAGACGAGUGGGACCAGCAGGAAGACUUGGGUGCCAUGGUAACGGAGGAGCCCUGGAGGGAUGGAGGCCCGACCCGGGUACCCGCAGCCCACCAGCUCAUCCGGGAAGGGAAUCCGGAUUCCCUACGCACAGGAACGCCACCCAAGAAACGCCACCCGUCUCCCGCAAGACAGAGCUACGGGGUCCCUGCAGAUGCCGGGCACGGCCCUCCCAAGCGGCCCGACAAGGAGUUCUCCUUCGCGGAUGAGGAGGACGACGAGAUCCGAGUGUAGCAAGGCGAGACUGGUGUUCGUUUGCGGUAGCUUGGGCACACGAAGGAAUAACCGGCAACUGACUGUGUCAGAAGAAAUAGCACCGGGAAAUACUUAACUCCUAACUCCUCUUCCUUUCCCCACAGACUGCAGACAGAGUCCCGUCUGCUCCUCGGCUGUCCCUCUGGGGACUGUGAAUGAACCUGUGGAACAGGAAGAUGAUAAAUGUUAAAGGGUUUUUCUGAGGUUGUUGCGGGAGAGGGAGGAACUUGGGUUUAAAGUCCGAGGAUUACGUGUCACAGCCUCUCCCUGUACGGCUCUACGAGCCAGGGGAGAACAGCAGUCGGGAGCUGGCCCGAGGCUGCUCGCCACGCGGGAGACGGUUACUUUCCCCGAAGAAAACUCCAGCGCUUCCAGCCAGGGGGAAAUUUACUAUCGUUUCCAUUGGACUUUGGCUACAACCGCGAUUGCCUGCCCACAUCAAGCGAUAUAGAGUUGAACUACAAGGAACAGGCUUCCAGCUCGAGGGCCCUUUGGCAUCUCUAGUCUCCCCCCUGUGUUUUUAUUGGGCUCUGAUUUGUACUCGGCCCGCUUUGUCACUGCGGAGGAGGGGACGUUCCAGUCGGACGGAGCGUGGCUCCGGAGUGGAGAAUUCUGCAUAUUGUGGAGCGGAGCGGGAUCGGAAAGCCAGCCGGUGCCAAGCCGGCAGACGCGUUAGGUUGCCGGCGUGUCUCUGGGGAGGGCAGUAGAAGGGUUUUAAAAAAAUGUUUGUAUCUAAUUUCCAUUUUGUGUGUGUGUCCUGCUGCAGUGUCUUAAGGCCCACGGGCUCCCUGGAGCCUGUCCUAGCUGGUCCUAUGUAUUGGACCCCGACCUCAUCCCAGAUGGGCUGCUCUGGGAAAAUCCCUCUUCUGGGAUGCUGCAGCAGGGACAUCUGCCAUCCCAUCCUCUCCCCACC